Molecule: messenger RNA, 2937 nt
Organism: Chaetura pelagica (chimney swift)
Lineage: Eukaryota; Metazoa; Chordata; Aves; Apodiformes; Apodidae
Gene: RNF10
Product: ring finger protein 10
Exons: 16
Coding region: 124-2244 (706 amino acids)
Biological process (GO): positive regulation of transcription by RNA polymerase II; positive regulation of myelination
Molecular function (GO): transcription cis-regulatory region binding
Source: RefSeq, a predicted model, not a curated record
AAGAAUGGGAAUGGAUCCAAGCAGCGUUAUAAUCGUAAAAGAGAAACUUCAUAUUCAAAAAAUGAGAACUUUUCCAGCCAGUCCCGUCGCUCCAAUUCACAGAAAAGCAAAGCUUUUAACAAGAUGCCCCCUCAAAGGGGAGGCAGUGGCGGAAGUGGCAAACUUUUUAGCUCUUGUAAUGGUGGAAGACGAGAUGAGGUAGCAGAGGCUCGACGGGCAGAGUUUAGCCCUGCCCAGUUCUCUGGUCCCAAGAAGAUUAAUCUCAACCACUUACUGAAUUUCACUUUUGAACCCCGUGGCCAAGCAGGCCAUUUUGAUGGGAAUGGACAUGGCAACUGGGGGAAAAGGAACAAGUGGGGACAUAAGCCUUUCAACAAGGAGCUCUUUCUACAGGCCAACUGCCAGUUUGUUGUCUCUGAAGAACAGGACUACACAGUCCACUUUGCUGAUCCAGAUACCUUGGUCAACUGGGACUAUGUGGAGCAAGUGCGAAUCUGUAGCCAUGAAGUGCCCUCCUGCCCAAUCUGUCUGUACCCACCAACCGCAGCAAAGAUCACCCGCUGUGGGCACAUCUUCUGUUGGGCAUGUAUCCUUCACUAUCUCUCCUUGAGUGAAAAGACCUGGAGUAAAUGUCCUAUUUGUUAUGGCUCUGUUCACAAGAAGGACCUCAAGAGUGUCGUUGCUAUGGAAACACGUCAGUAUGCAAUUGGUGAUAUCAUUACGAUGCAGCUGAUGAGAAGAGAGAAGGGCGUUCUGACAGCACUGCCCAAAUCUCAGUGGAUGAACGUGGUGCAACCUGUUUGCAUUGGAGAUGACCUGCACAGUCAGUAUUCAAAGCUGCUUCUGGCAUCCAGGGAGCAGGUCUUGCAGCUGGUGAUACUGGAGGAGAAAGCAGCAUUACUGAAACAGUAUGAGGAAGAGAAACACACCCCAGAGGCUUGCUUUAUUGAGGCAGCUAUCCAGGAACUGAAGGAGCGAGAAACAAGACUCUCUACUGACCAGGAUAAAAAAGAUGGCAUUGCUGGAAUCAAUGCAGCUGUGGAACAAUUGGUCCUAGAAAGCUCCAAGGCUGUGGAGCCUGUAGCUUCCCAAGAAAAAAAGUGUGGUGUGGAAUAUCUCUCUGCAUUCGAUGAGGAGCUUGUGGAGCCUGGCUCAGAUCUGGCAAGUUCCUUUUCACUUCCUGUGGAAGGAGAAGAGGCAGUGCUGGAUGAAGAGGAAGUACCUGAGGUGGACACCAUAGCAGAACCUGAUAUGAACAUGACAGAAGAACCACAUCCAGCUGAUACAAGCUACCAGGAAUCUAAAGAUACAACUAGCAGUGGACAUCUUAGCAACUCUCCUUUUUACUAUUUCUAUCAAGCGGAGGACGGACAGUGUAUGUAUCUUCACCCUGUGAAUGUUCGAUGCCUUGUUCGUGAAUAUGGCAGCUUGGAGAAGAGUCCAGAGAAGAUAACUGCAGCUGUAGUGGAAAUAACUGGCUACUCCAUGACAGAGGAUAUAAGACAGCGUCACCGCUACCUCUGUCAUCUGCCCCUGACCUGCGAGUUCAGCAUUUGUGAACUGGCUCUGAAACCACCAGUCAUCUCUAAGGAGACUUUAGAGUUGUUUGCAGAUGACCUUGAGAAGAGGAGACGUCUGCGUCAGAAGAAAGCGCGUGAUGAGCGACGACGUGAGCGCAGGAUUGAGAUGGAGGAAAACAAGAAACAAGGCAAAUAUCCAGAGGUCCAUAUUGCUUUGGAGAAUCUGCAGCAGUUUCCUGCUUUUACCUCUUGCCCUGGAGAAACUACCAGCAUUGAUCAUCAGAGCUUCUGUCUGUCUCCUCUUGGCAGAAGCCCUGUGUUCCAGACAGAGUCUAUUCCAACUCCAGUGUCACCUGCUGCCAGCCAGGCCAGCCCAUUGCUCUGUGGGAGUUUAGAAGAAGAGUCUCCCUUUCCUUCGUUUGCCCAGAUGUUGAGAGUUGGAAAGGCAAAACCAGAAACAUGGCCCAAACCUGCUCCAAAGACAAGAGAUGAGAGCACCCUGGCACUCCCUGUGCCAGUGGAUAGUGAUGGAGAAAGUGACAGCUCUGACCGAAUCCCUGUGCCCAGCUUCCAGAAUUCCUUCAGCCAGGCUAUCGAGGCAGCCCUCCUGAAACUGGACAAACCGUCCACAGCUGACCCCUUAGCAGAGGAAAAGGGAGGCAAGAAAAGAAAGAAACAGAAGCAGAAGCUGUUGUUCAGCACCUCUGUUGUUCACACAAAGUGAUUCUGCUAUUCAAGAGAAGUUCCUCUCCUGGUUUUCUUUUCAUUUUGCUUUGUUUUGCUGCUAUAGUUUAAGUAUUUAAAUUUGAACAGAUUAAACUUGUGUUUCCAGGGCUUCUAGGGGGUUCAGGAGGAAACCAGGACCGUAUAUGUUGAAGUAAGAUCUUUUAAUUCCAACUACUUAAUCAGUUUAUACUGAAACAAAGUUUUGAAAGAAACAACCCAGAGAAAAAUCAGCCAAGGCUUCUAGUCUGUGCCAAGUCAGUUCUUUUGGCUUAAUAAACAGUAUGAAAGUUUUCACAGCUGUGUGGCACUGCCUGAAUACUGCAGUAUCACCUAAGUGAAGGGGCAGAGAGCCCUUAUUUCCCUAGAAGUAUUAAUGGGCAGAAAUCCACCCAACUGUGACUGUAGCGUUGUUUCAGUUAAGCUGUCAAACUGCUGUCUUGUGAAACUGGUUUCCGCUGCACUGGAAGUGGGCAAAAGAGCUUCCUGGCUUUAGAGUGUUAUCUGCUACAUCUGUUCUUUUUCAAAAGAGCAAGAAUUCCUCCUGUUCUCCUGGUUUGGAAAGAUACAAAGCUGAGGUGAGUGUAAAGCAGAAAUUGGCUACUUGGGUUUUGAAGUGACUCUUGAAUUUGUGUAUUUCAAAAUGCAUACUGGCACUAGUGGUAGAAGGAACCUCCUGGCUUCUCAGUUGUUC